Molecule: messenger RNA, 4295 nt
Organism: Acanthochromis polyacanthus (spiny chromis)
Lineage: Eukaryota; Metazoa; Chordata; Actinopteri; Pomacentridae
Gene: klf5l
Product: Kruppel-like factor 5 like
Exons: 4
Coding region: 106-1398 (430 amino acids)
Biological process (GO): regulation of transcription by RNA polymerase II
Molecular function (GO): RNA polymerase II cis-regulatory region sequence-specific DNA binding; DNA-binding transcription factor activity, RNA polymerase II-specific
Source: RefSeq, a predicted model, not a curated record
UCUGUGGAUUUACACCGUAGCUUCCCGCUCCACGUCCACAUCUCUUUAUGAACCUUCAAACCAAACUUUGAGAAGAAGAUCAACCUGUUGAAGCAGAUUUUUUGAAUGGCAGCGAGUGUUGGACUAGCUAUGAACCCGCCGCACCCGACAGAAGAAAGGGCGGUUUUCACGCAGCUCAAGCCGGUGAGGAUGUCAGGGGCGGACGGAGCCGAGGACGCGUCCGUGUUCGAGGACGUCAAACCCGGGACUCGACUAGAGCUGGACAAAUAUCUCCCCCAGGUCAACGCUUCUCUUCUGAGUCCCUCCACUGAUGAUAAGAAGUACCGACGGGAGAGCGCGUCGGUGGUGGACGAGUACUUCUCAGAGGACAAACCUUCCACCCCCUACAGCCUCAACAUCAACGUCAUCCUGCCCAGCACCACUCACCUCCGCACGGGCCUCUACCGGCCCAACGCCAAGACCCUCACGCCCCAGCAGAUCAAGACGGAGCCGGGGCUGGAGGUGCCCUGCUCCCUGCCCGCCUCCACCCAGGCCCUGCCAGACUUCACCUCCGUCUUCAGCGUGCCGCCGGUCGUCAACAAUGUUUUCAUAAAGCCGGACAUGAGCUCUGGGGGGGUGGUGAGCGUGGCCGCCGCCUCUCAGCAGCAGCAGAGUUUGGACACAGAGCUCCACAUCGGCCCCCCGCCUCCCCAGCAGCAGGUCUACCACAUGCCCAUCACCAGCGGCGCCGACCUCACCAUGACGCUGACGCACAGCAGCCCGGCGGCUCAGGGCCCCGCCGGCGGCAGGACCAUGCUGAACCUCAGCGGCGUCUCGUUGCCCUCAAACAACGGCGGCUACAUGAUGGCGGAGCACCAGCUGCAGCAGCACCACGGCUACUACCAGGCCUCUCCCAACGGCGUCUCCCAGCACACGGCGCCUCACAGCCUGCCGCCGUCGCCUCCAAACUCCCAGCCGGGGAGCCCCGACGGCCAGGCGGAGCUGCUGAGCCUAGCGCCGCAGCCCCCACCGCCCUACCAGCAGCGUCUGGGGGGCAUCAAGCUGUCUCCUCACGCCAUGCUGAUGACGCACGGCCAGGGCGUCCUGACGGGACCCAAAUACAACCGGAGGAACAACCCCGAGCUGGAGAAGAGGAGGAUCCACUUCUGUGACUACCCAGGCUGCACCAAAGUUUACACAAAAAGCUCUCAUCUGAAGGCACACCAGAGGACGCACACAGGUGAGAAACCAUACCGCUGCACGUGGGAAAGCUGCGACUGGCGUUUCGCCCGGUCAGACGAGCUGACCCGACACUACCGGAAGCACACCGGCGCCAAACCUUUCAAGUGUGUCGCCUGCAGCCGCUGCUUCUCACGCUCAGACCACCUGGCUCUGCACAUGAAGCGCCACCAGAACUAACGCCUUCACACAGAAACACGCAGUACCACUCCAGCAGAGCUCCAUCCACAACCAGCAGCCGUCAGAACAUCACAGCAGAUACUAAAGUCAUCCCUAGCAGGCAUCAGGAGAUCAUUUAGUUAUGAAUAACUGGGAAGCCAGUGAGGGAUCGUGUAGUCGUCAGUCAGGGUUUGUGUUCAGGAAAUGAAUCUGACGGAUGUUCUCGUGGUGCAGAAAAGCUGAAAAUUUUCAAUAAUCUGUAGAUUAGAAAGGCCUGCACAUCCGUUUGGUUUCACUUCUACAAUCAGAGAAAGUAGUAACUAACAGCAUCAAACUUUUAGAUCCUCUCAAAGUUCUCUUUUCCUGGACAAAACCGACCGUCUAUCAGACCAUGCAGACGUCUUACCAGCAGAGCUAAUGAUCUGCUAGAAACUCGGAGAUGAUUUUUGGCGUCUGUUGAAGUAUCUCGAUCUAAACCCCACGCACCAGGACUGUUCUGCUCAGACUCCUACCGUGGAUUUGGGACUCCUUCUGAUUUAAAUCCUGGGGGGGAAAAAAACAUGAACUAUUUCUUUUCCUACGACUAUGCUGCCAGCUUCUCCUCUAUCGUCACCGUCAUUUAUCAUUCAGAGGGAUGAACUUUAAAAAACGGAGGCCGUCCUGUAAAUACUUGUUAAUAUGUGUGUGUCUGUGUAUUCGAGAAUUCAACGAAUGUAUUGAGAUUUAUACUUGACAGCUCGUUUUUUUGUUUGUUUUCACUGAAUGUUGAUAUAAGUAAUAUUCCACGCUGAACUUUCUCCUCCCUCCAAGAAAAAAACCCACACAAUCGACAGAAACGAUCAGACGCUGCAUGGAAAAGUUAAUCAUCACCCGGUUCUGCCUGUUCCAGCGCAGGUAUUACCUGUCGAGCUCAGCGACCUGCCAAUGUUUGUAUCCAUGACAUUAGUAGUUGCCAUGGCGACCAGGCUCCUCUGACAACAGCCCGCAGUGCGCUUGUAGUCUCUAUUCAACACUGUUAUUUUAUUAAUCUCCUUUUAUUUGUUCAACACUUCAGCUGAAGACACUCAGAUGGGUGGAUGGUGUUAUGUAAUCGGGUUUGUGCGUCUGAUUGGUUUUAACGGGCGGCGUGGCGACGGCUGAAUCACCGCAUGGACAGCAGGUUAACGUUCACUCCUUUACAUGACAUAAAAGUUCAGUUGCAGCUUCUGCAUUUUUUUUUUCACACAGUUUUGUACGAUUGCCAGCUUUAGAAGGAGGGGAAAAUGUUGCACAAUACAAAAGCAAGGGCUGAUUUCCUGAACUGAAAGAGAAAUAAUCUGCAGAAACCGUCGCCAAGGCAUGGAUUGAGGACAAAUGCAUUUACUGACUGAAUAUUUAAAGAGGUAUUCUCCCUGGUGAUGUUCUGUCUUACAGGGAGAAACACUAAACGUGGACGGAAACACAGCAGCACCUUUUCCUGCUAAUUUUUAAAUCUGAAUCUUCUCAGGGUUAACAGGUUGGUCCUGUAACUGCAUCAUGGACUCUUCCAGCUUCUUCUUGGAAUAUCAACUUUCAAUGUCUUCCGAUGGAGUUUUUAUAGCGAUCAAUAACAGGAAACUGGUUCUUCCAUCAUUCUGCACAUUUGUACUCCCACCAUUCAUUUAUUAAUUUAUUCAUUCGUUCAGUCAACUGAGACUUAAACCAGCUGAGUUGAAUCUAUGACGUUGAGGCUUCGCUCUUAGAUUUCCCUACAGACUGUUUUAAUCACCGCGCUUUGCUGUAAAAAUUAAAAUAACUCAAGAUGUGUUGCCCCAGUGGUGCAUUAUGGAGCAUGUGUUGGUUAGCUAGAACAUGUUUUGUUGCUCUUUAACCUUAUUUAGCUCACUCGUUCACAUUUAGCAUGCUGCUUCUCCACUAGGGGGAGCUGUUUGGUUCUUAUCAGACCAGUUCUACCACUGAAAGGACAGAAAUCCAGCGACAUCAGGACUGUAAAUAGGCGAAAAUGUUUUAACGCUGCCUCCUGCAGGCAAAGAAAGUCAUUAAAAAUAUUAGGAUACUUAAACCGUGGUUUUCUCUUUGUAUUUUGUUUUACUUUUAAUGACUAAACGAACAACGAUUGAGGCUAUAAAUCAGCAAACAAACAUUAAUUUGGGAUUUAUGUCCUCCUUUAGGUUGUUUUUAGGCGACAGUUUUAACAUUCUACAGUUUCAUUUAGCAGACGCUUUUGUCCAAAGCGAGGUACAACACAAGCAACAACACAUUCUAUCAGCAGAUGGCACAAUUCAGCGAUAAACUGAACAAACUGCUACUUCCUGCUUUCUGUUGUUGCAUUUCUGGCCUUUAGGUGGCGCUGGUUUGACAAGAACUGCUAGUCUGACUCUUACUACUGCAGCUGGUGCUUUGUGGCGUCGGAACUGUGCGUCUUUGUUCUUUUAAAACCACAAACUCUAUGAGGAAGAACUACAAUAUGGCGUUUCGCAAUCUGGAACAUUUAGACCUUCUGGAGAAGUUUUUUAAAAGUCUGGGUUUGAUUUUUGACGUGGAGGUCAGAGAAAUUACGAUGCAUUGAUUGGCCCUCGUCUCUCCAAUACGUGGAAACACAUCCUGUUAUUUCAACACUACGACAAAGUUUAGUCCCAAGGAAGCGAGUUCUCGUGUCUCUCCAGGAGGGAGUGCCGACCACCCACUGUGUACAUAACUAGUUUCAACAGAAGACUGUAAAUAUCUCUUUAGUUUUAUUUCCUAUUAUAAUAUUAUUGUUUUAUUUUCCUUUUUUAACUAAUGGGCUUUUAGAUCGGUUGUAAUUUUGUUUUGAUACUUUGUGUGUAAGAAAAUUAUCAGAUUGUUUAUGUACAAAUUAAGAACAACGGUUUAUUUUUUUGUUUUCUGUUUGUGCGGCAAUGAUGCUGCAAUGAAAUAAAAAUAUUCAUAAAAUAAUA